Messenger RNA from Sinocyclocheilus anshuiensis, 1369 nucleotides. It is a transcript of the gene ppp4cb, whose product is annotated as protein phosphatase 4, catalytic subunit b. The transcript has 9 exons. Gene Ontology annotation, molecular function: protein serine/threonine phosphatase activity. NCBI's taxonomy places the organism in Eukaryota, Metazoa, Chordata, Actinopteri, Cypriniformes, Cyprinidae. The record is from RefSeq and is a predicted model, not a curated record. Bases 317 to 1240 code for a protein of 307 amino acids.
CAUAUGUCUGGCUUUCCAAAAGGGAGGCGCUUGACGCCGGUAGAGGGUGGUGGGAGAAAAAGACCGACGAACCGGGUGGAAGCCCUAAAAAGCGAACUGACGUUAUACUCCUGAAAUUGCUUUAUUUUUUACAAGUCUAUGUGGAGUGACUAAAGGUUGUUGUGCCCAGAUUCGACCCCACCACCUCUCCACGUCUCUUCAUCUGGUGUGUGUGUGUGUGUGUGUGUGUCUGUGUUUGGAUAGCACAGAGAGAGAUUGUUAGUCCUACAGUAGCGGUAUUCACUGGUUUCUCCAGACGGUCUCUCAGAGAUCCACCAUGGGUGACAUGAGUGAUCUGGACAGGCAGAUCGACCAGCUGAGGAGGUGUGAGCUCAUCAAGGAGAAUGAGGUCAAAGCCCUGUGUGCCAAAGCCAGAGAGAUUCUUGUAGAAGAGAGUAACGUACAGAGGGUGGACUCUCCGGUAACAGUGUGUGGUGACAUCCAUGGGCAGUUUUAUGACUUGAAGGAAUUGUUUAGGGUGGGAGGCGACGUUCCAGAAACAAACUACCUCUUCAUGGGAGAUUUUGUGGACAGAGGCUUUUACAGUGUCGAGACCUUUCUGUUACUUCUUGCCCUGAAGGUGCGUUAUCCAGACAGAAUCACCCUGAUCCGGGGAAAUCAUGAGUCUAGACAGAUCACACAGGUGUACGGCUUUUAUGACGAGUGUUUAAGAAAAUACGGUUCGGUCACGGUAUGGAGGUACUGCACAGAGAUCUUCGACUACCUGUCCCUCUCCGCCAUCAUUGACGGCAAAAUCUUCUGUGUACACGGAGGCCUGUCGCCCUCGAUCCAGACUCUGGACCAGAUCAGAACCAUCGACAGGAAGCAGGAAGUGCCUCAUGAUGGGCCCAUGUGCGAUCUUUUGUGGUCUGAUCCUGAAGACACCACAGGAUGGGGCGUCAGCCCGAGAGGUGCUGGAUAUCUGUUUGGCAGUGACGUCGUGGCCCAGUUCAACGCCGCCAACGACAUCGACAUGAUCUGCAGGGCACAUCAGCUUGUCAUGGAAGGUUACAAGUGGCACUUCAACGAGACUGUUCUCACUGUGUGGUCUGCUCCCAAUUACUGCUACAGAUGUGGUAAUGUGGCGGCAAUCUUGGAGCUUGACGAGCACCUGCAGAAAGAGUUCAUCAUAUUCGAAGCUGCUCCACAAGAAACGAGAGGCAUUCCCUCCAAAAAGCCAGUCGCUGACUACUUCCUGUGAGCUUCCUGCAGUCUUAGGAUGCAAGCACUCUCAACAGGAAGUGGUGCUCUGUGUGUACUUGUAUUUCUGUUUCCCUCUCCCUGCCCAACUGUCUUAAUUGUGCUUUUUUUUUUUCUUUUUUUUUUUACU